This is a messenger RNA of Lemur catta (Ring-tailed lemur), 1713 nucleotides long. It is a transcript of the gene CNTF, whose product is annotated as ciliary neurotrophic factor. Gene Ontology annotation, cellular component: axon. The record is from RefSeq and is a predicted model, not a curated record. The coding region runs from base 301 to 900 and encodes 199 amino acids. Gene Ontology annotation, biological process: positive regulation of tyrosine phosphorylation of STAT protein; positive regulation of axon regeneration; ciliary neurotrophic factor-mediated signaling pathway. Gene Ontology annotation, molecular function: growth factor activity; ciliary neurotrophic factor receptor binding; cytokine activity. Lineage: Eukaryota; Metazoa; Chordata; Mammalia; Primates; Lemuridae. The transcript is spliced from 2 exons.
GCAAAACAAUGACAUAAAAACAAGUGUGCUAAGUACUGAGUGGAGGAGAGAGAGAGAGGCAGACGCUGCAGGAAAAAAAGUUGAUUAAAAAGGGCCCUUUGAUUCCGCAGGCACAAAAAAUCCACAGCCAGGAAUUUGCUGCCACCUCUGAGUCAGGCAGGGGGUGGGGGUGGGAUGUACAAUCCCAUUAGUAGAGAAUGCCCAGUGGAUUUAGUCUGUGAGAGUCACAUUUCUUAUCUGGACCCGUGUAGACAGAAGUAAAUGCAGUUCACUUGUUUCCUGGGACAGUUGAGGUAGGGGAUGGCUUUCGCAGAGCAUUCACCACUGACCCCUCAUCGCCGAGACCUCUGUAACCGUUCUAUCUGGCUAGCCAGGAAGAUUCGUUCGGACCUGACUGCUCUUAUGGAAUCUUAUGUGAAGUAUCAGGGCCUGAACAAGAACAUCAGCCUGGACUCUGUGGAUGGUGUGCCAAUGGCAAGUACUGAUAAGUGGAGUGAGCUGACCGAGGCCGAGCGACUCCAAGAGAAUCUCCAAGCUUAUCGUACAUUCCACGUUAUGUUGGCCAGGCUUUUAGAAGACCAACAGGUACAUUUCACCCCAACUGAAGGUGACUUCCAUCAAGCUAUACAUACGCUUCUACUCCAAGUUGCUGCCUUUGCUUACCAGCUGGAGGAGUUAAUGGCACUCCUGGAACACAAGAUCCCCCCCAGUGAGGCUGAUGGGAUGCCUGUUGUUGGAAAUGGUGGUCUCUUUGAGAAGAAGCUGUGGGGCCUAAAGGUGCUGCAAGAGCUUUCACAGUGGACGGUGAGGACCAUCCAUGACCUUCGUGUCAUUUCUUCACAUCAGACUGGGAUCCCAGCACACGGGAGCCAUUGUAUUGCUAAUGAAAAGAAAAUGUAGCAUUUAGCCCCUUUUCCCUUCCUUGCUUUCUUUUCUGAUGGAAUGUACAUGUUUCUCUGGAGCCUUACUUUCCCAUCUUAAAUUUCUGAAAACCUUUAAGACCACAGGCAUUUUCAUCAAGUAGGGUUGGAGACAUGGACAAAUGGGCGUACAGGUUCAGUUUGGGGUGGGUGCGUGCAUAUGUGUGUGUGUGUCUGUCUGUCUCUAUUAGGGACAUGUCAGAGUGAGAACAACAUCCCUCUAUUAGUACUCUAAUUUUCCAACCCACUAAGUAACCGUUACAGGCAUUUAACAGCCUAUACACAGAAGAGAGAGAUAUAUUUUAACUCUAGUUCUGGAUAACUUGCCUGAGAAGGAUGAGCCAUUGAAUUAAACUCAUAGACUUUAGCCAAUUUAAACUCUUUGACAACAAAAAUAAUACCUAACAUUUAUUGAAUAUCUACGAUAUUGGGCUUUAUGUAUAUUAUGUAUAACUUUUACAACAACCUUGGGAGGGCAGUGGUGUUAUUCCCAUUUGGCAGAUGAGAAAACAGGCUGAGAGAGACUUGAUUAAGGUCACAUGGGUAGCAAGUGACACACUAAGUUUGAACAGAGAUCUUUCUUAUUGUAAAGCCUCUGUGCCCUUAGAGGUUUGAUUAUGAACUUCUAUCACUGCACUUUGUCAUAGAGGGUUGGAAGAUGUAUCCAUGUGUCUAUCCCCAACACUGAAAAACAGUCCCCAUUACAUGUCCUCAUAAGUCAGUAGCAGACUUAGUGUUAAAGUCAGUAUUUGUUGCCCAUACUUGGCAACGAAGAGAGCAGCUGGAGAUCUUA